This is a messenger RNA of Camellia sinensis, 3384 nucleotides long. RefSeq names its product auxin response factor 18. Gene Ontology annotation, cellular component: nucleus. Gene Ontology annotation, biological process: regulation of DNA-templated transcription; response to hormone. Lineage: Eukaryota; Viridiplantae; Streptophyta; Magnoliopsida; Ericales; Theaceae. The record is from RefSeq and is a predicted model, not a curated record. Gene Ontology annotation, molecular function: DNA binding.
AGAUACAUGUAUGUGUGUAUAUGUAUGAAGCUGAUUUGGAAGUGUCAGCGAUCCAGAAGAGUGGAGCAUUGAAUGCAUCUUUUAUGAAAUCUUUGUUUGUUGCUUUGGAAGUGGAUGCAUGGUUCUAUCUCUCUCUUUUUAUUUUUUGUAAUUAAAAAAGAAGCCUUGUCUGGUCUUGUUAUGGUGCGUCGGUCAUGGACUUUGCUGUUCUUUCAUCGACUCUCUGUUGAAGACGACGAGACACGGAGAUAGAGAGACAAAGUUUGAUUUUUGGUGUUUGGGUUUUGUUUUAAUUUGUUUUUCUCUACUGGGUUUGGAGGGGAGAGAGAGAGAGAGAGAGUGAGUUUGAGGAGGUUGAGUGUGAAAUUAGUUACUGAUAUUUUUGUAGUUGAAGAGACAAUUGGAGAUUUAUUUUAUUUUAUUUUUUUGGGUAUUGUUUGAGCGAUUUAUGAAACUAUGUAGUGAAACUCAGUUGAAUUGAAGUGGGUUUUUAUUUUCCACCUCACGAUUUACAUUGAAAUUGUAGAUUGGUGGUCUUGUGCUCAGAGUGAAUUUGAAGCUUCUGAAAUUGCAAAAAAAAAAAAAAAAAUGAAGCUUUUCCAAUUGAAUUUGACACCAUUUUGUUUUGGUUUCAAGUGGAUUUUAGGAAUUUUGUAGGGGAGAUUUGAAGGUGCGAUUGAUUUGGGUUCCAUUUUGAUUAAGCUCUAUUUGGAUCAAUAUCAUUCAUUUCUUUCUCCUGAAUAGAGAAUUCAAAUUUUACUGUGGAUGAAGCAUAAUCUAAAGAAGAAGGGUAAUGAACAGGGUUGUUUGAUUAGAUAAUCAUGAUUACUUUUAUAGAUUCAAAAGAUAAAAUGAAGGAAACUGAGAAAUGCUUAGAUUCUCAAUUAUGGCAUGCUUGUGCCGGUAGUAUGGUGCAAAUGCCGCCAGUGAAUUCCAAGGUGUUCUACUUCCCUCAAGGGCAUGCUGAGCAUGCGAGUGGAAAUGUUGAUUUUAGAAAUUAUCCUAGGGUUCCUUCCUAUAUUGCUUGUAGAGUUUCCGCUAUUCAAUUCAUGGCUGAUCCUGAAACAGAUGAGGUUUAUGCCAAAAUUAGGUUGAUUCCCCUUAAUAGCAACGAGAUUGAGUAUGAAGAUGGAGUUGGGGGAAUUAAUGGACCCGACCAAGAUAAACCCACUUCAUUUGCAAAGACAUUGACCCAAUCGGAUGCUAACAAUGGUGGAGGGUUUUCGGUUCCUCGGUAUUGUGCAGAGACGAUCUUUCCACGGUUGGAUUACACUGCUGAUCCUCCUGUUCAGACAAUCCUUGCAAAGGAUGUUCACGGUGAAACUUGGAAAUUUCGUCAUAUUUAUAGGGGAACACCAAGGCGCCAUCUUCUGACAACAGGAUGGAGCACUUUUGUGAACCACAAGAAGCUUGUUGCAGGGGAUUCAAUUGUGUUCUUGAGAGCAGAAAAUGGGGAUCUCUGUGUUGGAAUCCGGCGAGCAAAGAGGGGAAUUGGAGGCGGACCCGAGUCGUCAUCCGGAUGGAAUCCUGCCGGUGGUAAUUGUGUCAUACCUUAUGGAGGGUUUUCGGCCUUUUUGAGGGACGAUGAGAACAAAUUAAUUAGAAAUGGCAAUGGUGGAAAUUCUAGUGGUAGUGGGAGCUCAACCGGAAAGGGGAAAGUAAGGCCUGAAUCGGUUGUUGAAGCUGCAACACUGGCAGCCAACAAACAGCCCUUUGAGGUUGUUUACUAUCCACGAGCGAGUACUCCGGAGUUCUGUGUGAAAGCCUCACUUGUGAAGGCUGCGUUGCAGAUCUGCUGGUGCUCGGGAAUGAGGUUCAAGAUGGCCUUUGAAACUGAGGAUUCUUCCCGGAUAAGUUGGUUCAUGGGAACCAUAUCUUCUGUUCAGGUUGCCGAUCCCAUUCGUUGGCCUGAUUCGCCUUGGAGACUUCUCCAGGUGACAUGGGAUGAGCCUGAUUUGCUUCAAAACGUCAAACACGUAAGCCCAUGGCUGGUGGAAUUGGUCUCAAACAUGCCCGUGAUCCAUCUCUCACCAUUUUCACCUCCGCGUAAGAAGUUGAGACUACCCCUACACCCCGAUUUCCCUCUCGAUGGCCAACUUGCGAUGCCUACAUUUUCAGGCAACCCGUUACGUCCCUUCAGUUGUCUUCCCGACAAUGCUCCUGCUGGCAUGCAGGGAGCCAGGCAUGCUCAAUACGGUUUAUCUUUAUCCAAUCUACACCUCAAUAAACUACACUCGGGCCUGUUUUCAGCCAAUUUCCCAACAUUAGAUAGUGUUGCAGCAAUGAAAAUUAGACCCUCCAAUCCCGCUAUCACCCAAAAGCCUAGCAGUGGCGAAAAUGUUUCUUGCUCACUAACUAUUGGGAAUUGUACUCCUAAUUCAAAGAAACCGGACAAUGGGAAAGGAACCCAAUUCGUGCUUUUCGGUCAACCAAUACUUACUGAGAAACAGAUCUCUCUAAGCUGCUCCGGAAAUAGUUCCUCAGAUGGGAAUGCAGAUAAGAUUGCAAAUAUUUCUGAUGGUUCUGGUUCUGCACUUCAUCAACCGGAGCAGAGAUCUUCUUGCAAAGGGAUUCUAUGGGAUAAAGAUAAUCAUCGAGACAAAGAACCCAGCUUGGAAAUUGGUCAUUGUAAGGUAUUUAUGGAAUCAGAGGAUGUGGGCCGUACUCUUGAUCUUUCAAUGCUUGGGUCUUAUGAAGAAUUGUACAGAAAACUGGCAAACAUGUUUGGGAUUGAAAGUUCCGAGAUGUUGAACCAUGUGCUCUACCGGGAUUUGACUGGUUCUGUCAAGCAGAUUGGAAACGAACCAUUCAGUGACUUUACGAAGACAGCAAAAAGAUUGACAAUUUUAAUGGAUUCUAGCAGCGACAAUGUAGGAAAUUAGGGAGGAGAGAAAAAGAAAAAAAGAAAAAAUGUACAGCUUAAUGACUGAAUGGUUCGUCCCCUUGCUGACCCAUCCUACCGACAAGAUUUGUCAUUCUUCAAUUUUCAAUUUAGACAUCAUUUCAUGUCCUGAUUCAAGAUUUUCUCAGUAAUGGCUUCCAUUUUUGUUCAAACAACUUCCUACGAAAGAAUGCUUUCGUGUUUUUUGUGUUUUUGUUUUUGUAGGACCAUGUCUGUGGAUUUUAGGCAUUUGGAAAUUGGAUUGGAGCCUUCUAAGAAGGCAAUUCCAUGAAGCAAUGUGUGCUUUGUUUUCUUUUGGGGGGAAAUUUUCUAGUGCUGAUGCUAUUUGACUAGAAACUUUUUUUUGUUUGUUUGUUCUCUUUGUGCUUGUAAAGAUUUAGAUUUUGUGAAGUGGAAAGAUGUCAUUGUCUUUCUCUGCCUUAUCUUUGUUCACACAAUUGUUUAUUAUUUGCCAAUUCAAAGUAUUCAGUGUUUUUAGACUA